Molecule: messenger RNA, 2832 nt
Organism: Paraphaeosphaeria sporulosa
Lineage: Eukaryota; Fungi; Ascomycota; Dothideomycetes; Pleosporales; Didymosphaeriaceae
Exons: 3
Coding region: 236-2698 (820 amino acids)
Biological process (GO): regulation of transcription by RNA polymerase II; DNA-templated transcription
Cellular component (GO): chromatin
Molecular function (GO): RNA polymerase II cis-regulatory region sequence-specific DNA binding; zinc ion binding; DNA-binding transcription factor activity, RNA polymerase II-specific
Source: RefSeq, a predicted model, not a curated record
GCGCAUCAUAGCAGAUCCUUGUCGUUCCGGCCAAGCUGGGCGCGGCUACUCGCGCAGUAACUGUUGUCAUCCGUCCCUCAGUGAGGAGCCUCAACACUUUGCAUCAUACACUGCUUACCCUCACCUUGCCGGAAGACUGCGCCCGUGCCAAAAUCCACACUGACCUCGGCUGGCGACACAUUAGCUCGCGCUACUCACUCCAUAGGCGGUAAUAACGUAAGGGAAAGGUGCCGAAAUGAAGAGGACCUACACCUGUCGACAUUGCGCUCGAGUUUUCAAGCGCAGUGAGCAUUGCGCCCGGCACGAGAGAGUACAUACACAGGAGAAACCAUUCUCCUGCGCCUAUUGCGAUCGUAAAUAUGCGAGAAAAGACCUCGUCAAGCGGCAUGAGCGAACGCUCCAUGCCGAGCAAUACAGGAAAGCGCACCCGGAAGAGUUUGGCUCGGGAAGCCGACUUUCGGAAGGUUCUGAAUCACCACGAACACCUCACCCGCUCCCUCCUUUGACACCGCCGGAUGAGUACACAUUGAAUCGCGACGCAACUUACACGCCUGUUGUCGACAUGCACAACGCUGAUCCAGAACUCUCAUAUGUCCCUUCAGCGCCUUUCAGAUCGUCUUCCGGUUCAUCAUCUAGCGAUGGCGGGAGACCAUUGCCUCCAGGCGACGAAUCAAUCAACUUUGACUUCCCUCCCAUGAAUUUGGAUUUUCAUCAAGCUCCAGUGCCAGGUCCUCGUGCGGCGUUCCCGUUACAUGUUGAGACGAACUUCUAUCAGGAGCCGCCGACUAAACGGCAGCGAAUCGAAAUUGAUCCGCUCAUCGUUGGCACACGCGGAAACUCAGACAUGCACGUAGUGGAAACACCAAUUUCACAGCUCGGAGUUCAGUACAACGCCAUCGAUCCAAAUCUGGAAGAUCCUCAUUUUGCCCCUUCGUCACUUCCACACGGGUCGCCGACCUGGGAAGAUCUAGAACAGACUGAUUUGUCCGCCGAAUACUUGGCAUUGUUCGAUAUGGAAACCGAGCAGAACAACCGCACAGACAUGAAUACUCAAUCAUCCCAUGAAAGAGUACGAGUUCACUCUGAGCCUUGUGCAAAUCUACGAAAUCUGUACAAUCUUCAGUUCACCGAAGAGAUCCAUCGGCGAAUAUGCGACGACAUCCGGAUGCGAGUAACAGGCCUAGGCCUUCCAGAGACCCUCUUACCUACCUUAAUGGAUCUGCAGCAAUUCUUUUCUGGCUACCUAGAAGGCUUCCACCGCCAUUUCCCCAUUAUUCAUUUGCACUCAUUCGACCCGUACCAAGUCCCCAGCCCCCUGAUAACGGCCAUGUGCAGCAUAGGCGCGCAGUACCGCCUUCGCAGGGAAAAGGCGAAGAACCUCUUCGUCUUGGCGGGCACUAUGAGCUCGCACGCACUCCAUAAUGGUCUCCCGAUCGUGAACGGCAAUCCCGAGCCGGGCCCGCUGUGGGUCAUGCAGACGCGGGUGCUCCUCUCGCUAUCAGGAAUGUUCAGCGGCAUGACAUCGGUUGUGCUACGUACUGUAGAAAAUCUCGGCAUAUUCACCAUCGACUAUCGUCUUAGGAAAGCGCUACUAAAGCGGUCGAACGCUGGAGGUCUGGACUGGGAUGAAUGGGUCUAUCGCGAGAGCAGCAAGCGCCUACUCUUCGGGAUGUAUGUUGUUUCGAACUUGAUAUCGACGACAUUCGGCGUCAUAUCUGGGUUCUCACAUACGGACGAUCUAGAAUUCGAGGACCUGGAAGAGGAGCGCUUCUGGAAUGCUACGUCGGCGCAAGAGUGGCUGCACCUGCGGCAGCUUGGCCCGGCCACAUCUCGGUCACGCUCCACAGUGCGAAGUACUCUGAGUCGCAUAUUGCUCGAUAAGGACCAUGUUACGGGCGGACCACCUGAGGUAUCGGUCCUGACGAUGCUUCUCUUGAUGCACGGCAUGAAUAUCCACAUAGAAGGUAUCCGCCAGGUCAUUGAGCUGAGCCCUGCGCACCUGCACAAGACGCUACUGGAUCCGACCAUAGCGACCCUGUCCGCUUGCGAAGAUAUUCUUGCGGCCGCGCGCCAGCGUAAAGAUACUAGCACACCCUGGACCGAAGCUGAGGGCCCCCUGAUGUUCAACUGCCAGGGCGUAGUUCACAUGGCACAUGUGCGCCUUUUCCUUGACAUGAGUGCCUUCAACAGACUCAUGCUAAUCAAUGAUAAUCCUGAUGAGAUAGCUGCGGCUGCUUAUUCGUUUGCAGAGGCACCACUGCAGCGGAGCGAGGCUUUGACCGGGUUCAUGAAGAAAUCGUACGACAGACAUCACGUGUUGGUGAAGUUGGGUCACAGUCUCUUGCGGAAGACGGCGGCGUUGAGCUGGAGCUUGGAACAUGCCGUCACGGAUUGGGUCGGAAUCCUUCUCGUAACGAAAUGGAUACAUACCGUGGAGACUUCUCCUAGCUCUCCGCCGGAUGCUGACGAAAAUGAGCUUCUCGGUGGCUACAAGCAUCUGCUUGCCGAAACCGACUGCGAGUACAAUGGGGACUCUCUUGCAAGCGCGGUAGCGCACUUCCGGUCUACGAUGCUGAACGACGUCUGGGUAUGGGGCGUAACGCCGCGUAUGUCAGUGGUUCUUCAGCAUUUGGCUUGCGUGUAUGAAGAUAGACAUAGGGCGCUAAAGGGUACAAAUCCUGGUUUUGGUUUGAUGUAGACUUGUACCUAGAUGGACAUUUGGAUAAGAUUCGUUGACCUCUUAAUUAGCGUGGAGUACGGCUACGGGAAUUGUAGGAUAAAAUAGGGAAUCUGGAGCAGCCUCGCCUCGUACACGAAUACAAAGUCGCAACG